Neodiprion virginianus is the source of this 1585-nucleotide messenger RNA. RefSeq lists its product as uncharacterized. The record is from RefSeq and is a predicted model, not a curated record. The coding region runs from base 130 to 1209 and encodes 359 amino acids. Lineage: Eukaryota; Metazoa; Arthropoda; Insecta; Hymenoptera; Diprionidae. The transcript has 2 exons.
CAGUUGUAAUACAUGUGAGUCAUUUUGUAAGUCAGACGUUGGAGUUUGUCAGCAUCGAGUCCUAAAUUGUCCGAAAUGACGCUGAAGGAAAUCGGUGAAACAGACCCCUGUCUCACAGAUUGAGGAACCAUGAAGAAGUCAUAUUUCUCGGGGUUGGUGAUUACGUCGUCCACGACUGUUCCCGGCGGUGGGUUUCUUUUCUGCGCGAAAAGACGAGUCUUAAUCCGUUUGUUUGUCUCAGUUUUUAGUGCAAUUAGCAAUUUAGUGGUGUGCAAAACUUGUCAAAAAGAAAUUACUCUUAAUCAAGCAAGUCCAAGAGGCCUAGGGUUUGAAAUAGCUGUUACUUGUGAAUGUGGUAAUUCGUACAUCAAUUCUGGACCAAUGAUCGAUAACGCAUUUGAAGUAAAUAGACAUCUUGUGGCUGUGAUGCGUCUUUUGGGCGUCGGAAUAAACAGGAUAAAUCUUUUUUGUGGAUUAAUGGAUCUAGCAUGCAAAAUUUACAAUCAAACUUUUGCUGGAUGUUUCACAAAUUUAUGGACUGCAGCCGAAACCGUUUGUAAACUUAGUAUGCAACAAGCUGUAAAUGAAGGAAAAGAGCUUACAUCAAAGAAAGAAAACUCAGAGACAAAUUUGACCGUUAGCGGCGACGGUGCCUGGAAAAAACGUGGUCAUACUUCCCGUUUUGGAGUAGUUACGCUGGCAGGAAAAUACAUCAAGAUAAUUCUUGAUUCAUGUGUGAAGUCUACAUACUGUCAGAGUUGUGUUUUUUGGGAGAAAAAAAAAGAGAGCGAUCCUGAAGCUUACGAAGAAUGGUUAUCAAUACACGAAGAAGAAUGUAAUAUUAAUCGUGAGGGAUCUGCCUCAAAAAUGGAAGUAGAUGGUGUAAAAGACGUGUUUGGUCGUUCGUUUAGUGAAUAUGGCGUAAAAUAUUUUCGCUACAUUGGUGACGGUGAUAGUGCCACUCAGAAAGGAUUAAUAGAUUUGAAUCCUUAUGAUAUUCCUGUUGAAAAAUUAGAAUGCUACUUGCAUGUGAAAAAAAGAAUAGGAACACGAUGCCGAAAUUUAAAGAAAACCAAUAACAAGUUAGGAGGAAGAAGUAAAACAUCGCAAAAGUUAACUGUAAAUUUAAUAAAUCAAAUACAAAAAUAUUACGGUUUGGCAAUUACGAGAAAUCAGGAUAAUGUAGACGAAAUGUAUAAAGCAAUCUAGGCUACGUUUCAUAAUUUGUGUUCAACUGGUAAAAAACCAAACCAUGACAAUUGUCCAGAAGGCGCAGAGAGUUUGUGCGCUUAUCGCCGCGCGGAAGCUGAAGGAAUGAUGAGUAAGUUUAAGCACGAUUACCUCCCACUGGAUCCAGAAGUUAAAGAAGCUCUAAAACCUAUUUAUGAAGACUUAUCUCGACAUGAAUUGCUUGAUAGAUGUAAGGGUAGUAAUACUCGAAACAAUAAUGAAAGCUACAACGGUUUACUUUGGCACUUUUCACCAAAGCACCUUCACAACGGCCUUAAAACUAUCGAAUGAUCAAAUAAUUUUGCAACUUCGAUAUUUAAUGACGGUUAUUCAUCAAUUUUGAAGAUAUUUAAUG